UCUGAAGCUCCGCCCACGAGCGUGCGUCGAGACGUACAUUACGUGAGCACGUCAGUAUUUCCGCGCGGCGCCAUUUCGGAGCGGAUCUGAUCCAGGACUCAAACACGCACGGUCAGCAAAAGGCGACAUUCACGGUUGAGCCAUGCAUCGCGACUGCCCUCUGGACUGUAAGGUGUACGUUGGGAAUCUGGGAAAUAAUGGGAACAAAUCCGAACUGGAGAGGGCAUUUGGCUACUACGGACCCCUGCGGAGCGUCUGGGUGGCCAGGAACCCUCCCGGUUUUGCAUUCGUUGAGUUUGAGGACCCUCGCGAUGCCACAGACGCCGUCAGAGAGCUGGACGGACGGACCCUCUGCGGUUGCCGAGUGAGGGUGGAGCUGUCCAAUGGCGAGAAGCGCUCUCGUAACCGGGGUCCGCCUCCGUCCUGGAGCCGACGCCCACGCGAUGACAACCGCAGGCGCAGCAGCCCCGCCCCCAGGCGCAGAGUCACCACCAUGCCUCUCCUCACCACCCUCUGAGUCAGUCUACUAGUCUUCUUUCAGCAUCAUGUGACCAGCGUGCCCCAAUCAGCUGGCUGGGUUGGUGUCACAUGACCCAGGCGUUGCCAGUCAUCAGCUCGCACCAGCCCAUUGGUUCCUGAGCAUGCCGUUGUCAGCUCCUCCUCCUCCAACCUUAACACCCAAUCGGCAGCGGCCCACUUCACAUUCCUGACCAAUCAGCGUUUUACGUUCCCCAAUGUCUACACUACCAACCACCAGCAACAGCCUUCGGCUAACCAAUAAAAGCAGGAAAAAUCCACUACAUCCAGCCCCCAUCCGCAAGCCAGCUAAUCAGCUCGCAGCAUCUGGCCUGCACUUUCCCGCCAAUUCUGCUCCCCGGCCGCCAGCCGUCCUCCCCUUCGCCUUUUCUAGCUUGUUGAAAACCGAAAAGGGGGGGGUAACCGCACUAUGAUGGCAGCAGGGGGUGGAAUGGAGAGCCGCUUUCAUUCUUGUUCAUUUUUUUUCCUUGUAGUGUUUGUACUGUUUAUAAUGUUGAUCUGAAUUAAAAGUCAUUACAAAAAUGC
This is a messenger RNA of Sinocyclocheilus rhinocerous, 1062 nucleotides long. RefSeq names its product serine/arginine-rich splicing factor 3-like. The record is from RefSeq and is a predicted model, not a curated record. Gene Ontology annotation, molecular function: RNA binding. The coding region runs from base 143 to 517 and encodes 124 amino acids. The transcript has 4 exons. Lineage: Eukaryota; Metazoa; Chordata; Actinopteri; Cypriniformes; Cyprinidae.